AUGGACAGAGUUGGUUCUUCUAAGGGAAACACCAUGCAUGGAGACGAAGGAAAAGACAGCGCAGAGGUCCGAUACCGUGGUGUAAGGAGGCGGCCAUGGGGUAAAUAUGCAGCUGAGAUUCGGGACCCGAACAAAAACGGGCAGAGGAUAUGGCUGGGGACAUUUGAUACAGCGGAAGAAGCAGCACGUGCUUAUGAUCAGGCUGCCUUCAGCCUAAGGAGUCAUCUUGCCACGCUCAAUUUUCCAACCGAGUACUUGUCAAAACUCCCUGACCCUCCUUCCUUCCGGCCACCAUCUAAGUCGUAUUCAUCUUCAUCGGGUGUUGAAAGAGGAUCAGGUUCAUCAGCCGGAAAAGAGAAACAUGUGAUUGUACUUGAGUACUUGGAUGAUCGUGUGUUACAGGAUCUUCUUCUGGAAACAUCAAAGGAGAAGAAGAAAUGA
Molecule: messenger RNA, 441 nt
Organism: Lactuca saligna
Lineage: Eukaryota; Viridiplantae; Streptophyta; Magnoliopsida; Asterales; Asteraceae
Source: the annotation of a GenBank genome assembly